AUGGAGCGUCCCGCAUUCAGCUAUGCAGUCGGGCAGCGGCUACCAACCAGCCAGCACCCCAAGAAGCUGGAGUUCGUGGGCAUUCCUCCCGAAGAGGAUAUGGAGGUCCCAGGCACCUACCUAGACGCGCUGAACCCAAAUACCAAACUGGGCAAAGCUGUACGAGCUGCUGUGGACGAGCUUAACCACCUGAAUGCCCUGGCGGCCGCUCGCAGCGCAUUCCGCGACGCUAGCGGCCCUUAUCGCAAAGAUCGCCUAGAUAUCCAAUCAGCCGCACAUCGGCUUCAUCUUACCCGUUUUCAUCCUGCUGCGCUUGGACCUGGAUGGCAAGUUAAUGUGGAGGACUCAGGGCCCUCGUCCCUGUCGCGGCCUGCGCUGCUGUUCGACGAGUCCUUUAGUUAUCCAACGGGUGCAGUACCCGGUUUGCGAAAUUGCCUACAGGCUUUAAAAUCCCAGCUGCACGACGGGCUUAUCGGUGCGGAUCUGCCUAGUUCUCAUGCCGAUUCGUCGCGGAGUGCUUUGGGGAUCCCGGUCUCCUUACAGCACCUCCCAACGCGGCCACCGGAGAUCCAGCAUACGUUACCCCUUCAUGGAGCCGCCUCGCACAGCGAUGGCACCGAUCUGCCGACGCUUCAGCUUCAGGAGCGGCCGGUGGCAGGCGACGGCGGAGAGUGCAGCUGUGAUUGCGAACCCAGCACCAGCACUGGCGACCGGAUCGACGAUGGCUUGGCGGGCAACCGACGAUGGCGGAGCCAGCAUGUAAUGAACAGCCGUGAUGCCGCUGCCUUGACACGGCGGAUAACCCACACGCAAUCUGUUUCAGAACUGCAUGAGGUGCUGCGGCAGUACCGGUCGAGACUUAACCCCAUACACAUUUCGGCAGCAAUCGUGAAACUUGCUAAGUUGACAGCCGCCGAAGGCUGCCGAAAGAGGCCACGCCAAGGGCUGAUGGCACGGCAAGUCCAGCAGCAAGGGCAGGAGCCGCCGGGCGGGCGUCAGGUGGUUGCGGCCGACUCCCUCACGGCAACGGGGCAGGAGGGAACAGAACUGAAGUCCGUGCAUGCUCGUCAUUCCUCGGGCGCUGCAGUAAAUGUAGACAUGGGGGGGACGCCGGCAGUCUUAGCAGACGCAUUGCGGCGUGUGCGACGACGAGAAGACAACUGGGUUGAUGAACUGGUCAGCAGCGGGAGCAGAACCAGCACCGGUGGCUUGAGCGAUCAAGCCAGCGGAGAGCAGAGCGGGCCCGGGCUUGAUCCAGAUAAUACCUUGGGCAGCCAUGCUCCGGGCAGCAGCGACCACAACCCAGCGGCGAACGUCAGACUGCCGAUGGCUCGUUCAAUUGACGGACGCAGCUUUCAGCCUGCCAACGCAGACGUCCCCCUUGCCCAUCCCCGGCAGGGACAGCGCACGGCUGCCUCCGCCAGCCCCCGGACAGCGCAGUCCUCUGCUGCCCUCCUGGCUGACCUGGUCUCCGGCUUCCUGACGCAGCUCCCCCACUACACCGCCCGGCAGUACGCCAAUGUGGUGUGGGCCCUGGGCUCCAUGGGCAGCCGGGAACACACUGAGCUACUGCAUGCGGCAGCGGUGCAGCUGCAAGCACAGGGGGGCGCCAAGCUCUUUGCUGCUCCACCACAGGAGCUUUCCAACCUGGCGCUUGGACUGGCAAAGCUGGGGUAUCGUGAGGUGUCGUUGUGGGGCGCCAUCAUCGCGGCGGGAAAGGCGCGUUUACAUGAGUUCAAGCCACAGGAGCUGCACAACAUGGCCUGGGCUGUGGCGGCGGCGAGCCAGGACCGCAGCAUGAUCUCAGCCGCCGUGCAAACUGCGCUGCCACAGCUCCGCCGCUUCAACGCGUCCGGGCUGUCUAAUCUGUUGUGGGCAUGCGCCACAGCGCAGUGCCACUGCGAGGAGCUGUUCGACGGCGCGGCGGCUGCGCUAAUGGCGCUACCGCCUCAUGAAAUGAACUGCCAGGAUGUGGCUAAUACGGCCUGGGCAUGCGCCAAGCUGCAGCACAACCACCCAGAGCUAAUGGCGCAUUUAGCCCGGUUGGUGCUGGCGGCAGCCGAGGCACCGGGGGCAACCGGGCUUCGGGGGGCAAACACUCAGGAGCUGGCUAACACGUUGUGGGCAUUUGCGGUGCUGCCACUGCCGCUGUCUAUGCCCCGUACUCAGGGAAUGAUCCAAGGGGGGGAUGGUGUUGACGCUUCUGGGCCUGAGGGUAUGGAGGGUGCUAAUUGCAUCACGCGAGGGGUGGGCGCCGCGGGUGGGGUUUGGUUAGGUCGAGAUGAUGCGGGUGUGGGGCUACUCGAGCAACCACAGCCGCAAAAGGCUGCACGCUGGCUGGCACCGCAGGCGUUGAGUUCCGGGCCCCCAUCAGGAACUUCUGGCAUGCCGGAUGCAGUGGCAGCACUCGGGUCACAGGUGCGCGUCAGCAAUAGCAGCAUCGGUAGCAGCUAUGUGGCCAAUAACGGGUGUGGCGCCGCCGGCAAUCACGGCGGCAGUGGCAGCAGCGGCUGCACAUCCGGGUUGUUCGAGAGCGUUGUCCGGGUUCUGGUUUUGGAGCUCUCCCAGCGGCCGGACUUAACGCCGCAGGGGGCUUCCAAUGCGCUGUGGGCGUGUGCGCGCCUGCAGCCCUUCCCGCUGCCCCCUGCCGGUGUGGUCGCCCUGACGGACGCCACCGCGCGCUGCUGCGGCCGCAUGAACGAUCAGGAGGUCGCGAACACGCUGUGGGCGCUGGCGGAGCUGCGCAGCGCAGGUCUGCACGUGCCCUACGGCGCCGCUGAGUCUAUCUUUACAGCCGCGUGCGCGGCGUCUCGCUUGGAGGUGAUGGCACCUGCGGGCCUGGCGCAGCUUAUGCACGGGGCGGUUGCGCUGCGGCGGGUGCUAACGGGGGAGAUGGACGUGCUGGCGCAGCAUGUGCUGCGCCGCCUGGCGGCGGUGCGGCCGCAGGAGCUGUGCGUCAUGGCAGUGGCGGUGGCGGAGGCGGUGCGGGUAGCAAAGUACUGCAACCCCAUACUGCUCAACGGGCUGGCCAAUGCUGCAGUGGCGUGCGUAGGCGAGUUGUGCCCGCAGGGCAUCAGCACACUGCUCUGGUCUUUUGCGCGCGCGAAGCAUUACCACGGGCCCCUGACUACCACCUUGUGCCGCGCGGCCAAGCCACGACUGGGGGAGUUCAGUGAUAUGGAGAUCUCCAACUUGGUGUGGGCGCUGGCGAUCCUGAAGUGCCAGGAUCGGCAGCUGCUGGUGCAGGCGGCGCGCGUCCUGGUAGAGCGCGUCAGAUUGCGGCGACAGCGCCGGGCAGCUACGCUUCGGCGGCAGCAGCAUGCUGUUUCGCCGCAAGUGCCGCGUACGCCAGCGCAACAGCAGGAGGCGAGCGUCCGGGGCCAGUCCUUGAUGUCGCUGGAGCAAACGGGUGGAGAAGUGGCAUUGGAGGGCGACGAGGAGGACUUGGCCCAGCCGCGGGAGCAGCUCAGCCAGCUGCUACUGAGCGAGCGGACAGAGAUGGCGCUGGCGUUGGCGUCGCACAGGCAGCAGCAGCGGCGGAGAAGACAGCAGCAGAAGCAACAGCAACAACAGCGGCAGUUCCAAGAAAGCGAGCAGCUGGGCUCGGAGACUGCGUCUGUGGGUUAUCAGCAAGUGCGGGCUGAGGUGGCGACUGACAGUGAACGGAAAGGACUGACGGACACGAAGCUGUGGGCACGUGCCGGUUGGGAGGCGUACGGCCUACGACAGCAAAAUGCCGCUGAGCCGGACGCUCCUGGGGUCGGCGUAGGCACCGUUCCUGAAGCUCUUGCGUAUUCCGUUGGCGACAGUGGUUCCAGAACCGAUCGCGGCAGCAGCAGCACCGUUGUGGCGGUCGCGGCUGUUUUACCAACUCAUGCUUCUACAGCCGAACCGCUGCCGUCGCAGCCCGAGCCACGACUCCGGCUGCGUCGCCUGCCGUCUCUGUAUCACCACGACGAUGCCGACCUCGUGCUGCAGCCUCGCAGGCCGCAACCACGGGACAGUAGCAGCGAGGCGGGCGGGGUAGACAGCCACCGCCGCGGUGCCGCCGUUACCGUUGCGUCCAUGCCGCGAUGCACUGGGUCCUUAGACGCUGGCGGAGGCGGUCCCGGCAUCCUGACUCAGCGCGCUGUUUCUCCCACGGAUGACGCCGAUCGCGAUGUGUACCUGGGCGCUGCAGACGGCGGUGUCGGCCCUACGCCUUGCGAUCACGCCAAGAGCAUGGCGAAAUUGCUCUGGUCCUACGCCAAAUGCAAUCUGUACAACCAAUCACUCUUCCGGCUGCUAGUCCAGGAGCUGCUACCGGUCCUGCGCCACGCUACUCCCCACGAACUGGCGCAGGCGCUGUGGGCAGUUGCUUGCCAUGGCCACCAUUGCCCAGACUUUUUGGACGCCGCGGCGGCGCUUAUGCUGCGGGGCCGGCUGCGGCAUCUGUGCGCCUGGGACGCAUCCGUGGUGGCGUGGGCAUACGCCAAACUGAGGUAUCCACACCGCGACUUGUUUGAGGCUCUGCAGGAGCAUGCGCGGGUUGCGGGCGACAAAUACAGGGAGCCGUGUCUGUUGCGGCUGGCAUGGGCGUGUGCGACGAUGGAGGUGCCAAUGCAGGAUGACCUAGUGCGGCGAGUGGUAGACCUGAAGCAGCAGGCGCGACGGCGUGCGGCACUGAGCAGCUACGAUGGCGCAGACGGGGAGUUGCCGGCGGCAGUGGACGCUGCACGUAAAGCAGCGGAUAAUGACGUGCUCUGCGCGGCGACCAAGAAAGGAGGAAAGAUAAUAUUUAGGCUCUUUAAGGUUCUUGUCGAGCGGCUAGCGUGUGCCUCUUAUGUGCUCAGUGCUCAGUGCCGCGCAGCACCCGAGGCCAACAAACGGUGCCUUUGUGACACGGUGCACCGGGGCAUGAUGGGGCCAGUCCUGCUCCGUGUUAGGUGUGCCUGA
Volvox carteri f. nagariensis is the source of this 4935-nucleotide messenger RNA. RefSeq lists its product as uncharacterized. The transcript is spliced from 8 exons. Gene Ontology annotation, molecular function: RNA binding. Gene Ontology annotation, biological process: mitochondrial RNA processing; regulation of mitochondrial mRNA stability; chloroplast rRNA processing. Gene Ontology annotation, cellular component: mitochondrial matrix; ribonucleoprotein granule. The record is from RefSeq and is a predicted model, not a curated record. The coding region runs from base 1 to 4935 and encodes 1644 amino acids. Lineage: Eukaryota; Viridiplantae; Chlorophyta; Chlorophyceae; Chlamydomonadales; Volvocaceae.